CUUCAUUGAUACCAUUUGCCCAUCAUGAAGACCACAUGGAAGGAUAUUCAACCGGUUCCAACCUCCCAAGAGUUCCUCGACAUUGUGUUGAGCAGAACACAACGUCGAUUGCCUACACAAAUUCGUUCUGGAUUUGCCAUUACCAGAAUUAGAGGUUUCUACACUAGAAAGGUCAAGUUCACAGCUGAGACUUUCUCCGAGAAGCUCUCUCUUAUUUUGGACGGAUUCCCACGACUACAAGAUAUUCAUCCGUUCCACAAAGAUCUCCUCAAUACCCUCUACGAUGCCGACCAUUUCCGUAUCGCUCUAGGACAAUUGUCAACUGCCAAGCAUCUCAUUGAAAUUGUUUCUCGCGAUUAUGUUCGACUUCUCAAAUAUGGUCAAUCUCUCUUCCAAUGUAAACAACUUAAGCGUGCUGCAUUGGGACGAAUGGCCACCAUCUGCAGAAGACUUAAAGACCCUCUUUUGUAUCUCGAUCAAGUCCGUCAGCAUCUCGGUCGUCUUCCAUCCAUCGACCCAAACACAAGAACACUUUUGAUCUGCGGUUAUCCCAACGUUGGAAAGUCCAGUUUCUUGAAGAGUGUUACUAGAGCCGAUGUGGAUGUUCAACCAUAUGCUUUCACCACUAAAAGUUUGUUUGUCGGACAUUUCGAUUACAAAUACCUAAGAUUCCAAGCAAUUGAUACCCCCGGUAUAUUGGAUCAUCCUUUGGAAGAGAUGAACACCAUUGAAAUGCAAUCUAUCACUGCCAUUGCGCAUUUAAGAUCUGCCAUUCUUUACUUCAUGGAUUUGUCUGAGCAGUGCGGUUACACCGUUCAAGCACAAAUGCAACUUUUCCAAAGUAUCAAACCUCUCUUCGCCAACAAACUCGUUUUCAUCGUCAUUAACAAGAUUGAUGUUACCCGCCCCGAAGAUUUGGAUCCUGAGACUCAGGCUCAACUCCAGGCACUCCUUAAGCCUGGUGAUGUUGAGUUGUUGCAACUCUCAUGUACAACUGCCGAGGGAGUUCAAGAAGUUAAGAAUGCUGCAUGCGAGCGUUUGAUCGCUGAUCGUGUUGCUCAAAAGCUCAAGGCUGGUACAAACAGCAGCGGUGCUGUCGGUGGCAGAUUGGGUGAUGUCCUCGCAAGAAUUCACGUUGCCAGACCAAUGGAUGGCGUUGUUCGUGAGGCUUUCAUUCCAGAGGCUGCCUUGGCCAAGAAGAGGUAUGAUAAAAGUGAUCCAGAGCGCAUCAGGCUUGCUCGUGAUAUUGAGGAAGAGAAUGGUGGAGCUGGUGUUUACAACGUAGACUUGAAGGAUAAAUAUAUGCUCGAGAACGACGAAUGGAAGCACGACAAGAUUCCCGAAAUCUUCGACGGAAAGAACGUUUACGAUUUCGUGGACCCAGAUAUCGAGGCCAAAUUGGCCGCUUUGGAAGAAGAAGAAGAGAAGCUCGAGGCAGAAGGAUACUACGAUUCUGACGACGAUCUCGAGGAUGCUGAAGAUGCUGAGAUCCGCAUGAAGGCUAACCUUAUCCGCGAGAAGCGUGAACUCAUCAAGAACGAAGCCAAGAUGAAGAAAUCCCUUAAGAACCGUGCUCUCAUUCCCCGCUCUGCCACUCGCAAGAAGCUUUCCGAGAUGGAAGACCACCUCGACUCUCUCGGUCACGAUACUACAUCUAUUGUCGCUCGUGCACGCUCCCAAUCUAGAGGCCGUAGUCAAACACGCAGCCGCGCACAAACUGAAGAUGCUAUGGAUGUUGAUGAUCCUGAUUAUGAAGCCAAGAUGCGUGCUAAGAGCAGAGCAAGAAGCCAGGCCAAUAGAAGAGAUGAUGGUGUUGCUGGAAAUGAGGAGUCUAGGACAAAGGCUGAGCGUGCUCAGAAACUAGGCCAGAGGAAGAUGAAUCGUAUGGCAAGACAAGGUGAAGCCGAUAGGCAUGUUGCUGGUGUCAGACCAAAGCAUUUGUUCUCCGGAAAACGCAGUAUCGGCAAAACAAACAGUCGUUAAAAUACCCCCUGACAUUCAAGGCACAAUUCUAUUUCAAGCUUACUAUAAUGGAAUUAUGCAUGGCGUUUUGGAGAUUUUGGGGAGGGUUCUCUUUAGUCAUUCACGACAUAAUGUAUUCAGAUGCAGUAUCCGUCAGGUG
Molecule: messenger RNA, 2122 nt
Organism: Botrytis fragariae
Lineage: Eukaryota; Fungi; Ascomycota; Leotiomycetes; Helotiales; Sclerotiniaceae
Product: putative nucleolar gtp-binding protein
Exons: 3
Coding region: 25-1983 (652 amino acids)
Biological process (GO): ribosomal large subunit biogenesis
Cellular component (GO): nucleolus
Molecular function (GO): RNA binding; GTP binding; GTPase activity
Source: RefSeq, a predicted model, not a curated record